Molecule: messenger RNA, 6474 nt
Organism: Artibeus jamaicensis (Jamaican fruit-eating bat)
Lineage: Eukaryota; Metazoa; Chordata; Mammalia; Chiroptera; Phyllostomidae
Gene: PDGFRA
Product: platelet derived growth factor receptor alpha
Exons: 24
Coding region: 232-3543 (1103 amino acids)
Biological process (GO): embryonic cranial skeleton morphogenesis; multicellular organism development; protein phosphorylation
Cellular component (GO): signaling receptor complex
Molecular function (GO): ATP binding; platelet-derived growth factor alpha-receptor activity; platelet-derived growth factor binding
Source: RefSeq, a predicted model, not a curated record
AUUGAAUCAAUUACAAAACGAGGUUUUUGAGCCCAAUUCAGUUGGAGCUAGAGGGAGAGAAACAGGAGGGGACUACAGGCCGUGGACACACUUUUUACUACAUAUGUAGGAUUUUCAUUUCGAAUUGACAUAACGGGAGAAGGCCGGAGCUCUGCUACUGCCCAUUACGGGCCGCAGGAAGGAAAGAAGGAAGAUCGCCAGAGCGCCCAACUUCUUGUGGGAAGGUUAGGGAUGAGUUGGAACAGGGAAACUUGGUUUCAGUUUUCUGGAGCGAUGGGGACGCCCCACCUGGCACUCCUGGUCGUAGGCUGUCUCCUCACAGGGCCGAGUGUCAUUUUCAGCCAGCUUUCAUUACCCUCCAUCCUCCCAAACGAAAAUGAAAAGGUUGUGCAGCUGAAUUCAUCCUUUUCUCUGAGAUGCUUUGGGGAGAGUGAAGUGUCCUGGCUGUACCCCAUAUCUGAGGACAAGAAGGCCAAUGUGACCAUCAGAAAUGAGGAGAACAACAGUGGCCUUUUUGUGAAAGUGCUAGAAGUGGCCAAUGCCUCGGCGGCUCACACAGGACUGUACACUUGCUAUUACAACCACACGCAGACGGAAGAAAACGAGAUCGAAGGCAGUCACAUCUACAUCUAUGUGCCAGACCCGGAUGUAGCCUUCGUACCUCUAGGAAUGACAGAUUAUUUAGUCAUCGUGGAGAACGACGACUUUGCCAUCAUACCUUGUCGCACGACCGAUCCUCAGACGCCGGUGACCUUACUCAGCAGGGACGGAGUGGUCCUGGCUGCCUAUGACAGCCGGCAGGGCUUCAACGGAAGCUUCACUGGGGGGCCCUACGUCUGCGAGGCCAUCGUCAGAGGGAAGAAGUUCCAGACCAUCCCAUUCAACAUCUAUGCUUUAAAAGCAACCUCAGAACUUGACCUAGAAUUGGAAGCUCCUAAAACUGUGUACAAGUCAGGGGAAACCAUUGCGCUCACCUGCAUCGUCUUCAACAACGAGGUGGUGGACUUUCAGUGGACUUACCCUGGAGAAGUGAAGAGCAAAGGUGUCAUGAUGCUGGAGGAAAUCAAGGACCCAUCCCUCAAACUGGUGUACACGCUGAUGGUCCCCAAGGCCACGGUGAAAGACAGUGGAGAUUACGAAUGUGUUGCCCGCCAGGCCACCAGCGAGGUCAAAGAAAUGAAGAAAGUCACCAUUUCUGUCCACGAGAAAGGGUUCGUUGAAAUCCAGCCCUACUUCAGCCAGUCGGAAGCUGUCAACCUGCACGAAGUCAAGCAUUUUGUGGUGGACGUGCAGGCCUACCCCCCUCCCAGGAUAUCCUGGCUCAAGGACAACCUGACUCUGAUUGAAAACCUCACAGAGAUCACCACCGACAUCGAAAAGAUUCAGGAAAUAAGGUAUCGAAGCAAAUUAAAGCUGAUCCGUGCUAAGGAAGAAGACAGUGGCCAUUACACCAUCGUAGUUCAAAAUGAAGAUGACAUGAAGAGCUACACUUUUGAACUUUUAACUCAAGUUCCCUCAUCUAUUCUGGACCUCGUCGACGACCACCAUGGGUCUACGGGGGCGCAGACCGUGAGAUGCACAGCUGCAGGGACACCGCUUCCUGAUAUCGAGUGGAUGAUUUGCAAGGAUAUUAAAAAAUGUAAUAAUGAGACUUCAUGGACAGUUUUGGCCAGCAACAUCUCAAACAUCAUCACGGAGGUCCACCCCCUGGACAGGAGUGUGGUGGAGGGCCAGGUGACUUUCGCCAAAGUGGAGGAGACCAUUGCCGUCCGGUGUCUGGCGAAGAAUCUCCUUGGAGUAGAGAACCGAGAGCUGAAGCUGGUGGCUCCCACCCUGCGUUCUGAACUCACGGUGGCAGCCGCAGUCCUGGUGCUGUUGGUGAUUGUGAUAAUCUCACUGAUUGUCCUUGUGGUCAUUUGGAAACAGAAACCGAGGUAUGAAAUUCGCUGGAGGGUCAUUGAAUCAAUCAGCCCCGAUGGACAUGAAUAUAUUUAUGUGGAUCCAAUGCAGUUGCCUUAUGACUCGAGAUGGGAGUUUCCCAGAGACGGACUAGUGUUGGGCCGUAUACUGGGAUCUGGUGCAUUUGGGAAAGUGGUGGAAGGCACUGCGUAUGGAUUAAGCCGGUCCCAACCUGUCAUGAAAGUAGCAGUGAAGAUGCUUAAACCCACGGCCAGAUCCAGUGAAAAACAAGCUCUCAUGUCUGAACUGAAGAUAAUGACCCACCUGGGCCCACAUUUGAAUAUUGUGAACUUGCUGGGAGCCUGCACCAAGUCAGGCCCCAUUUACAUCAUUACUGAGUACUGCUUCUAUGGGGAUUUGGUCAACUAUUUGCAUAAGAACAGGGACAGCUUCCUGAGCCACCACCCAGAGAAGCCAAAGAAAGAGCUGGACAUCUUUGGAUUGAACCCCACUGAUGAAAGCACUCGGAGUUAUGUUGUUUUAUCUUUUGAAAACAACGGUGACUACAUGGACAUGAAGCAAGCCGACACCACCCAGUAUGUCCCCAUGCUGGAAAGGAAAGAGGUUUCUAAGUAUUCGGACAUCCAGAGAUCGCUGUAUGACCGCCCAGCCUCGUAUAAGAAGAAGUCUAUGUUAGAGUCAGAAGUCAAAAACCUCCUUUCGGAUGACGGCUCAGAAGGCCUUACUUUGUUGGAUUUGUUGAGCUUCACCUACCAAGUUGCCCGAGGAAUGGAGUUUUUGGCUUCAAAAAAUUGUGUCCACCGGGACCUGGCCGCUCGCAACGUCCUCCUGGCACAAGGGAAGAUUGUAAAGAUCUGUGACUUUGGCCUAGCCAGGGACAUCAUGCAUGAUUCGAACUACGUAUCGAAAGGCAGCACCUUCCUCCCCGUGAAGUGGAUGGCUCCUGAGAGCAUCUUUGACAACCUCUACACCACACUGAGCGACGUCUGGUCUUACGGCAUCCUGCUCUGGGAGAUCUUUUCCCUUGGGGGCACACCCUACCCUGGCAUGAUGGUGGAUUCUACUUUCUACAAUAAGAUCAAGAGUGGAUACCGGAUGGCCAAGCCUGACCACGCCACCAGUGAAAUCUAUGAGAUCAUGGUCAAGUGCUGGAACAGUGAGCCUGAGAAGAGACCCUCCUUUUACCACCUGAGAGAGAUUGUGGAGAACCUGCUGCCUGGACAGUAUAAAAAGAGUUAUGAAAAGAUUCACCUGGAUUUCCUGAAGAGCGACCAUCCGGCUGUGGCACGCAUGCGAGUGGAUGCUGACAAUGCCUACAUUGGUGUCACCUACAAAAACGAGGAAGACAAGCUGAAGGACUGGGAAGGUGGCCUGGACGAGCAGAGGCUGAGUGCUGACAGCGGCUACAUCAUCCCUCUGCCUGACAUCGAUCCUGUUCCUGAGGAGGAAGACCUGGGCAAGAGGAACAGACACAGCUCACAGACCUCUGAAGAGAGUGCCAUUGAGACAGGUUCCAGCAGCUCUACCUUCAUCAAGAGAGAGGACGAGACCAUUGAGGACAUCGACAUGAUGGAUGACAUUGGCAUAGACUCCUCAGACCUGGUAGAGGACAGCUUUCUUUAACUGGUGGGUUUGAGGGGUACCUUCCACUCCUGGAGCCUCUUUGGAUCCUUUUAAGAAAAAAACCACUUUAUUGCAAUGCAAAGUUUGAGAGGAGGACUUGGAUGAUGUAUAAUGAGAAGUUCCUGCCCAAGGGCAUCAGGGAGCCUUCUCCUUAUGAGUGAAUGGGAUAUUUUGAAGUGAACUUCUUCAGCGUUGCCUCUUGCAAUGCUUCAGUAGCAUCUCAGCAUGUGAAACGUGGAGGUAGAUGGACAAGGAAGUGGUGGACCACGGAAGAUGAACUUUGUGUUUCCAGGUAUUGGUGCGAUUCCAACAUGCACGAUUUUUGUUGCAACAAAACUCCAGCAUUGUAAUUAUGUAAAUAACUCUAACCAAGGAUGUGUUUAGAUUUGUAUUAACUAUCUUCUCUGGACCUCUGAAGAGACCGACCACUCAACCCAUCUAUGUACUUCCCGCUUGAAACCUGGCGUCAGCUGCUGUUGAACUUUCUUAGGAAGUACAUGCAAAACCACUUUUGAACCUUAAAAGGUACUGGUACUACAGCAUUUUACUUUUUUUUAGUGUUGAAGAGAUAAAAGCUAAUGAUUAACCAACCUUGUUUAAUAGAUUUGGGUCAUUUAGAAGCCUGACAACUCAUUUUCCUAUUGUAAUCGAUGUUUAUAAUAAUACUACUGUUAUCGGUAAUGCUAAAUGUGUAACAUGUAACACGUUUUCCCUACAGAGAAAGCACAAUUUUUAAAACAUCCUUACUAAGUAGGUGACACGUUUGACAGUUUUUGACAUUUAUAUCAAAUAACAUCUGUUUCUCUAUAAAGUAUGGUAAUAGCUUUAGUGGAUUAAAUUUAGCUGAAGGUAGAGAAGAAAGUAGAAGCGGUGUGUCUUCCAGGAAGUCAGAGUUUUUGACUGUGUACUGAGUAGGUCCCCUGAUCAUUGUACUAAAAACAGUGAACUGCCCUCAGAAGUAGUGGGUUUCAAAACAAACAAGUAAAACCCCUGAAUCCUAAAUGUUCUCAGUAUAAAGACUUACACCUAUGGCUCAGAUGACUUCUCAUGUUAUUACCAGUGGAAAAUACAGUCAUCAGCAGAAAGAUGCCACCAGCAGAGGUCUUUUCAUGCCUGGUGGUAACUGUGGAUCCCGACAUAUAUAUUUUAAAAAAUUCUACGAACCCUAAAAGAGUCAGAAGAAUGUCCUGAAUGUGAGCCCUCUUUCUCCAUCUCUUACCCCCAAGGAGAAAUAGUUUGAAACUCUUGAGACCAUAAAGGCAUUGCUCAGUGCAGACUGUGUGUGCCUUUGUUUGGAAUGUUGGUUCCCAAAUGAAACUGGCAGCUGGAACCCCCAGGUGCUAAAUCCCCAUUCCAGAGAUUCUGAAUUACUAAGUUUGGGGAGGGGAGCAGAAACCUAUAAUUUUAUAAAUUCCCUUGCUCUUCUGAUUAGCCCAGUUUGGGAAAUGCUGGCUUAGGUUAUAGGAAACUGCCAUGGGAAAAAAAUAAUUUAAAAUUAGGGACUGGGCCAGAAAUCAACCACGCAGGAAGCUUAUUUAAAUCCUUGGCUUCGGGUCAGUGCCAUGUAAUGUCGCAUGUCUAGCAAUUGCUACCCUUCCUUUAACUUUUCAGUGUUAAAAGACUUACAUGCUCAGCCUCAGAUGAAAGUAAAGACACUGCUUCCCCCUGCAUGGGGGAACGGACUCCCUCUUCCCCCGGUCCCCAAAGUGCAUGUACAAAAAUGAUGCAAUCCAGUGUACCAAAUCUCUAGAACCAGGUCAGUAUUUUGGUGGAAAUGUAAUCAGAAAGUUUUACUGAUAUUUUGGGGUCAGAUGGGAGGGCAAACUGUCACAUCCACUGAAACUGUCAAAGAGACCGGUGUGGGUUCAUUGGCAUUCUCUGCAAUGCUGCUUAAUCGCUGGCACCAUAUGAAUGAAACAUGGGCUGUGAUUACUGCAAUCACUGUAUGUGCUCCUGGCAGGUGAUGCUUUGGAAGACAUAAAAGCAAUAACAAGGUACUUAACUACCUACUGGUGUAAUCUCAAUGCAAGCUCCAGCUUUCUUAUCCACCUUUUUCAUAGUAUGAAGACUGAGCCAGAUUGGCCAAUUAAAAAAAAAACAAACCCCACCUGACUAGGUUCUGUUGAGCCAAUUAGACUUGAAAUAUGUUUGUGUUUCUAGAAUCACAGCUCAAGCGUUCUGUUUAUCACUCACUCUCCCUUGUACAGCCUUCUUUUUGGUACUUUGCAUUUUGCUGUUCCUUUGAGUCUCGAGUGACUUCAGCAGGCUGGCUGGAAAUUCUCAGGCCGGCAGGUUCCAGUCCUAAUGAAGGUCCCACCUGAGCUGGUGUGUAAUUGCAUUUUUUAAAAAGUGUUUUCAGCGUAUCAUAGAUUCGUUUCCUGAAUGGCCUCCUGCAAAGUCCCCAGAUGAAAAUUUGCCAAUUCUUCCUAUUUUCUGUGUUUAUGAAGACAAUCAAAGCUGGCCUCAGAGACACAAUUUGUGACUUUUAAAAUGAUCAACGAUGUCCUUAAAAUGUGGUCUGCCAAUCUGUAACAAAAUGGUCCUAUUUUCAUGAAGAGGGACAUAAGAUAAGAUGAUGUUAUACAUCAAUAUGUAUAUAUGUAUUUCUAUGUAGACUUGGAGAAUACUGCCAAAACAUUUAUGACAAGCUGUAUCACUGCCUUUGUUUAUAUUUUUUUAACUGUGAUAUUCCCCACAGGCACAUUAACUGUUGCACUUUUGAAUGUCCAAAAUUUAUAUUUUAGAAAUAAUAAAGAGAAAAAUACGUAAGUGUUCCCAAACCGUGGUGUGGUGAAUGUGUGAGAACUAACUCGAUCGUAAGGGUCUUCCGAUGCAAAAUGUAUUACAAAUCCCCGCUCAUGUUUUUGUUCUUAAACAUGUAAAUGAAGAUCUUUAUAUUUCAAUAAAUGAGAUAUAUAUAAUUUAAAGUUA